AUUCCGCUUCGGUCGCUGCUCCUGUGCUGAACGUUGCACGUUCUUCGCUCUCUACGCGUUAACAACUCGCUUUGAACAAUUUCUCGAUACGUUGAAAUCGCCAAAUAACAAGUUGACAAGUGAAUUUUGUGCAAACAAAUAUACAAAAAUACCAAAUAAAUAAAUAAACACUCAAUUGUUAAAUACUAGUUGCGUGUGUUGUAUGCUGUGUCCAAGUGCAACUCGAACAUAUUUCCUGCAUCUCUCUGCUACGCGUUGCUUCGCGUCGGUGCAGACACAAAUUGGAUACCUUUGGGCAGCAUCUAAAUAUGGUUUACUUUAGUCCGCGUGGCAUGCAACCGUGUAGUCCAUCGGGUGUAAUUGCAAUGAUGCCGCCAUCGAAGAGUCCCAUCAUGGAAACAGCCGCCAGCGACAGCAAUCAAACCAACAGCACGGGCAGCAAUCAAGCUGACACCAAGCGCUCCUGCCCCCUGAAGUUCUCCAUUGCCAAGAUCAUGGAGCCCGACAACAAACAAUCCUCGACGACAACAAUGCAUACGCAACUCCAGCAGCAGCCACAGCAAUUGCAUAUGGAACCAGAGGAUGAGCAGCCAAGUGGCGCUGAGCAUUAUGCGGACUCCGAGCGCUCCUGUAGCCCAAUUGAGGUGACUGGCGAUGAUGAGGAGCCAGCAGCUGUUAACUACGAUUCGGCAUUCAAGAAAUACGUGCCCGGCUCCAGCUUGAUUAGCGCCGCCUCCUCUGCUGCCCCCGCCUCCGUUGCUGCCACGGCCUCCGCCUCCGCGGUGCAGCAGUUUGUGAACACACGCCACCAGGAGUUGCUCUCGCAGUAUCCGCUGCUCUACUAUGCGCCCAAUCAGUUGAUGUGUGCCGCUGCUGCCGCACAAUAUGCCGCACUCACAGCCCAGCAGCAAACGCUGGCAAGUGCUGCACAUUUGAGCAGCUUCACUGCCUCGUUGAAUGCCACGUUGCAUCACUCGCAAUCGUUGCGCCGCAACUUGGGGCAUCCGCUGGCCGCUGCUGCUGCCGCCGCAGCUGUUGCACAGUCCCAGCAGCAACAGAAUCCAACUCCAGCGCUGCAACAGAGUCUGGAGAAGUCGCCAGCGCGCUCUGUGCAAGCGCAAGCUGCCGCCCAGCAGGCAAAUCUGAAGCGCAAGCGUUCGCCACAAACGGAGCUACGCACGCCGCCGUUGCCAGUAUUGCCACUGCCCUCCUCCUCCGUCUCCUCCUCGCAUCCACGUUCGCGGUCGCGUUCCCCGUCACCACAUGGCUCGUUGGAUGACAGCAGUCCUGGUUCAGCGAAUGGCGGCAAACCGAAGACAUUCUCGUGCUUGGAGUGCGGUAAGGUCUUCAAUGCCCACUACAAUCUCACCAGACACAUGCCCGUGCACACUGGCGCCCGGCCGUUUGUGUGCAAGGUAUGCGGCAAGGGUUUCCGCCAGGCAUCGACGCUCUGCCGGCAUAAGAUCAUCCACACGUCGGAGAAGCCGCACAAAUGCCAGACGUGUGGCAAGGCGUUCAAUCGCAGCUCAACACUCAAUACGCACGCCCGGAUUCAUGCGGGCUACAAGCCGUUUGUGUGCGAAUAUUGUGGCAAGGGGUUCCAUCAGAAGGGCAACUACAAGAAUCACAAGCUGACGCACAGCGGCGAGAAGGCCUACAAGUGCAACAUCUGCAACAAGGCCUUCCAUCAGAUCUACAAUCUCACCUUCCACAUGCACACGCACAACGACAAAAAGCCGUACACUUGCCGUGUGUGCGCCAAGGGCUUCUGUCGCAACUUUGAUCUGAAGAAGCACAUGCGCAAGCUGCACGAGAUUGGCGGCGAUGGUCUCGACGAUGAUCUGCCGCCGGCCUACGAACGUCGCCGGGAGUACACCAGACGCGAACCACUCUCCAGCUUCAGCCAGGCGAGUCAAUUGACGCCGGACAGCUCCUCGGGCAGCAUGUCGCCGCCGAUCAAUGUGACAACUCCGCCGCUGUCGAGUGGCGAGACCAGCAAUCCUGCCUGGUCACGAACGCCGUAUCAGGAGUCGGCUACUACAGCGCCCGCUGGGCAUUUUCAUCAUCAUCUGCAGGUGCCGCCGGCGGCACUGCAUGGCGACUAUCCGAGCAGCUCUCCAUUCCUGCAGCUGCCACAUCCUGCCCAGCAUCAUCAGCAGCCACCGCAUUCCGUUCAGCAACAGCAGCAGCAACGCCUCUCGGCUGCAGCGUUGGAGAAUGUGCCAUUCAUUGCGAAAGUGUUUUGACAGCGAUACUAUGCCGACAACAUGGCCAGCUGCACUGUAGCAUCCUCGACCGCAGGAGGAGCCAGUGGCAUGCACCGAGCCAAAGUGGAAGAGACCGCAGCAACUGCUAGCAAGGGCAACAAUGAGCUGUUGCUCGAUUGACUGCAGCUUGUCUCGGCUGUGGCAGCAGUCAACAACACAACCACAAUUCCAGAGGUGUCUCCUGCACGCCAAGAAGAGGAGGAGGAGCUGGCCAGCGAUGACGACGCUGCAUCGCCGGAAUUCAGCUCCACAACUUUGGGCAGCGCUGUGCGUGCCCUGAAUGGACUCUUCUAGAGUGACCCCGAGCUCACAACCAACCCCACCAAAUGGUUUCAAUUUAACCUGUGCAAUAUUACGAAUUAUCUACAGAUGCAACUACGGUUACAGCUAUAGAUACAGUUACAUCUUAAAGUCCCCACAGAAUUUGUACAAUUUGUAAAUAGUUAAUAAUGUAUGUAUUUAAAAGUGUUUCAUGUGUAGUUCAUUAUAAUCGCAUAUAUGUGUAUGUACAUUUCAGCUAGAUAGUACCUAAAUUUAGUCAGUUAUUUGUUUCUGCAUUUGCGAAUUGAAAUCACUUGCAGAUUUGAUGAAUUUACAGCAAAUUACCACUUACGAUCAAUACUUAUUUAUAUAUGUAUAAAUAUAUGUAUAUGUGUGUGAGCUAGUUAAUAGAGUGGCAAAGAAUUUUAAUUGUUUAGCACUUAAGUGA
Drosophila sulfurigaster albostrigata is the source of this 2976-nucleotide messenger RNA. RefSeq names its product fez family zinc finger protein erm. Bases 309 to 2246 code for a protein of 645 amino acids. The transcript is spliced from 2 exons. NCBI's taxonomy places the organism in Eukaryota, Metazoa, Arthropoda, Insecta, Diptera, Drosophilidae. Gene Ontology annotation, cellular component: nucleus. The record is from RefSeq and is a predicted model, not a curated record.